Vigna radiata var. radiata (mung bean) is the source of this 3299-nucleotide messenger RNA. RefSeq lists its product as uncharacterized. The coding region runs from base 1644 to 3167 and encodes 507 amino acids. Lineage: Eukaryota; Viridiplantae; Streptophyta; Magnoliopsida; Fabales; Fabaceae. The record is from RefSeq and is a predicted model, not a curated record. Gene Ontology annotation, cellular component: membrane. Gene Ontology annotation, molecular function: serine-type endopeptidase activity. The transcript has a single exon. Gene Ontology annotation, biological process: proteolysis.
UUUCAAUAAAAUGUAAUCUAUUUAUCAUUGAAUCUUAGAACGAAUUUAUAAUUAUUUUCAUCCAUUAGAGAUGUCAAACAAAGGACAUAGCCAAUCAUAGCAACUUGAAGAAAAGUUCUUUAUAAUUUAUACGCGUAAAGUUACUUUAUAUCUUAAAUCAUCUAGCCCUCCCCAAAAUUGCAAGGGUGAAACACAAAAUCAGAGUUUUUUUAAAGUUUUUUCCACAAAAGGAUGUUUUUUGAAAACUUUCUUGAAAUGCAAGGAAAAACAUUAUUAAGUGCAGUGGAAUAAAGUUGACUAAUUAUAGAAUAAAGUCGUGUUUGAAUAUAAAAGUGCAUGGAUAGAGAAAUCAAAUACUAAUCUUUAUAUUGGUUCGGCCAACCUGGCUACAUCCAGUGUCCAUCCAAUCACAGGACGCAAAUGCACAAUAAUGAUCAAGGUUUUUACAACAAGGCUUUUAUAGCGACCACAUGUCAAAAAUAUAAAACACUUCUCUAACCCUCUAAUCAAAAUAUAGGCAUAUAACAACAAAGACCAGCAACAAGAAUCCCCUCUCCUACUGUCUUCAACCCUUUGAGCAAUCCCCCAAAGUCAAGAACACCACAUGUCCUUCUUCCUGUAAUCACAACAGGGCAACACACCAAUCUUCAAAAGAUUGAAAUCCUCAUCACGAAGUAGACAUCUUAAAGUGCAGAUUGAUCAGACUAUCAAAGCACACAAUUCUUGUCCUUCAAGAAACCACAAAAGAUGAACACCAUGAUCUUCUUUUUGAUUCUUGGAGCUUUACCACGUUCUGUAAGAGAUCACAAGUCUGAAAGAAAUUACACAAACCGUUAGAAUCACUAUCACUUCUUAUAGAAUUCAAAUUCGCGUCUAUUUAUAGUUUUUCACAAUUCUGACGCUCUCAAGUCAACUUAGUUACUAAUGCAGUCGAAUGUACUAUGACAGUUAUAACAAAUAGUAGCAGUCAAAGCAAAUAAUUGAUUACAUGUUAGGAAACUACUUGUAGUUAGGAAGAAGUCUAUAUAAAAGGGGUUGGGGUGCUUUGGGAGUAGUUAGUUUUGGAGUCUUAUUGUUGUGCGGGAACUCUUGGAGUCCUUUAGGGAGAGGUUAAGCUCUCUGAGUACCUUGUAUUCACCACUUUCUUGAUUCUUUUGCAAUAAAAGGAGGUUGUACAAUUCAGAGGAAUUGUUCUGUGUUGUGUUUCGAGUGUUUUUCAUAGGUUCUUGAUUAAAAGAACCUAUCAUUUGGUUCGACCUGCCGAAUCGAAAGGGAGGUUGACAGAAAUGACGAGCAACACCGAGGGAAGGUUGGAGAAUCUUGAAAUUACGGUAGAAGGGAUUAAGGCUGAAACCGCUGCGAUACGACGGGACAUGCAGCAAAUAAUGAGGGUUCUCGGGACGCAGUCGAACCACCACGACGGGCAAUUCGACGAUAGCUCUGUUAAUAAGAAUCAGCGGCGGGGAGAGGAGGAAGACAGAGGAAGAGGGGUUGGAAAUCAACCAGAGGGGCAGAAACAGUGGCAGAAACAGGUGACGCUACCCAUCUUCGAGGGGAUCGAUCCCCUGAACUGGAUCCAUCACGCAGAGAUAUUUUUCGAACUUCGAGGAGCAGCGGAGGAGGAGAAAGUGUGACUCGCGUGCAUGAGCAUGGAGGGCAGUGCGGGUUUCUGGGUCAGAGUCUGGAAGGAGAAAGCCAACGAUCGUUCUUGGGAUGGUUUGAAGGAAGCCAUGGUAAUAAGGUUCGAAACAGUCAAUGAGCGAUCGACGAUAUUCAAACGGAAUGGGGCGGUGGAUGAGUUUGUACAAGACCCCAAUAUUUUGGAGGACCGAACGAAGAAGGUGGCGGAUGAGCAGCUGUUGGUAGAGAGUGGAGCAGGACCGAACGGUAUUGGAAGACCGAACGAUAUGAAUGGGUCAGAGGCCAGUCUUAGACCGAACGGUCUGGACAACAGAAACCGAACGGUGAGGAAUUUACCUUACCCAAAAUUUCUGAAAAGAUGGAGUUUACGCGUUAAGCUUCUAGCGGAAGAUGAGGAAGAUGACAUAGGUGACGGGGAAGAACAGGAGACAAAACCCAUGGAGUUUUUGGUGUGGUCGGUGGAAGGGCUGACGCCUCCCAAAACCAUGAAAUGGACAGGAUUAAUUGGGGAAAGUCGAGUGGUGGUCCUCAUCGAUAGCGGGGCCAGCCACAACUUCAUUAGUCGAAAAGUGGUAGAGGAAUUGGAGCUUCCAGUCGUUGUCACACCGUCGCAUACAGUGAGCCUCGGUGAUGGACAUAAAAUGGUGACGAGCGGACGAUGGGAGAAAAUUCAAAUACGUUUGGGAGACGCCACGGUGGAGGAAGAACUAUAUGUUUUUGAGCUUGCGGGAGUAGAUGUAAUCUUGGGAAUUGCAUGGCUAGCGAAGGUUGGGAAGCUCAUGAUUAAUUGGGGGGAAAUGUCCAUGGAAUAUAUGUUGAAGGGUAAGAAGGUAACAAUAAAGGAGGAUCCAGCACUUUCCCACCAGCUGGAGGAACCCAAGGCAUUGUUGAAGUUAGUGGAGGUUGAGUCAUGGGUACUUGUUUGGGAUUGGGGGAAAGUGGAGCAGGAGGAAUGCGAUGAGUGGAGGGGAGAUUUGACAGCGAAACAGAAAGUGGAAUUAUGGUCAGUGUUGCAGACCCACUAUCUUGGGUUUCGGGAGAGAGAAAGCUUACCCCCACUUCCUAAUAUAAAGCAUGUUUACAGAAAAAAAUUCAAGACUUGGAAAUUGGGUUUGAUAGAGAGAAAAAGAAGUAUGGCCAGAAGAUAUCUUGAGACUGGCGGUGGGAGACCCAAGAACAACCCAACAGAGGAAAACUACAUUGCGCAUGAGUCUUCGAAUAUUCAUGAAGUUGAUACCCAUUGGACAUCAUGGCUGGUUCCUAUGUGGUGGUUGCUAAUAUUGUUGUUUUUUGUUAUUUCCAUGGACCUCAACAAUUGUCUCAAAAAUAACUUCGGUCCCCAAUGUGGCUGCGUGGCUAAGUUCCUUGGAGGAUUCUCUUUCGAACCUAUGCAGGAGAAUUGGUUCUCUUUUGAAGCUAUGCAGGAGAACUCAUUGCUAUCAUUGACUGAGAUGGGAGCCCUUGGGUGGGACAGUGCUGGGAACGGGCAUCAAGGAUGGAGACUGGACACUUGCAUGUUAUACUAGGGAUGACAACGGGUCGGGUUCGGGUCGGAUAGUGUGAUACCCGAACCCGACCCGAAUGUAAAAAAAUGUACCCGUACCCGCCCCGUUACCCGCCGGAUACCCGCACACAAAAAAUCCGCGGAUUUUUUUCAA